Molecule: messenger RNA, 1738 nt
Organism: Drosophila montana
Lineage: Eukaryota; Metazoa; Arthropoda; Insecta; Diptera; Drosophilidae
Product: probable cytochrome P450 28a5
Exons: 6
Coding region: 38-1561 (507 amino acids)
Molecular function (GO): monooxygenase activity; heme binding; iron ion binding
Source: RefSeq, a predicted model, not a curated record
UUGCUGCUGCUGGGAACUUGUUACAAUAGCUGGCAAAAUGGUUUUGGUAACAAUCACUCUGCUUGUGCUGGCGGCGUCUCUGGGCUAUAUGUUCCUCAUCUGGAACUAUAGCUACUGGCGCAAGCGGAAUGUGCCUGGUCCCAGGCCGGCAAUACUUAUCGGAAACUAUCCCAACAUGAUCAACAUGAAGCAACACGCUGUACAAGAUAUUAAUGCGAUAUAUAGUAAAUACAAGCAACAAUAUGAUGCAGUUGGCAUUUAUAUGUCACGUUCUCCUCAACUGUUGGUUGUAAGCCCGGAGCUGGCGCAUCGUGUAUUCGUUUCGGACUUUAAGCAUUUCCACGACAACCAGCUGGCCAGCCUGGUAGAUGAGAAGUCCGACUUUAUAGUUGGUAGCAAUAUAUUCAUGCUCGCCGGUGACAUUUGGAAAGGGCGCCGCGCCGAUAUAACGCCCGGACUAACCAUAAGUCGCAUUAAAUCGGUUUACCCAGUGACCAAUCAGGUGUGCAAGAAGAUGAACGAAUUCAUUCGCAAACAAAUCCGCAUUGGAGCACCGGAUGGCUUGAACGGCCAGGAUAUCAGCCUCUGCUUCACCACCGAAAUGGUCACCGACUGCGUGCUCGGCCUCAGCGCCCAGAGCUUUACCGACAAUCCGACGCCCGUGAUGGGUAAAAUAAAGGCUAUGUUCCAAACGUCCUGGGCCCUUGUGCUCAACAUGGUUGCAAUAGCCUUGAUACCCUCAUUGAGUAAAAUCAAAAAGCUACGUGUUGUGCCCAAACACGUCGAGGCAUUCUUCGUGGACUUCAUGCAGGUGGCGAUUGAUACGCGCCAUGCCCAACAGGCAGCUGGACUGCAAACGGAUCGCGUCGACUUUCUGGACUACAUUCUGCAGUUGGCCAAAAAGCGGAACCUAAGCACACGACAGAUAACUGUAAUGUCGAUGACCUUCCUGCUGGACGGCUUUGAGACAACGGCCUCUGUUCUGGCCCAUACUCUGCUGCUUCUGGGACGGAAUGCCAAGGCGCAGCAGCGGCUGCGCGAGGAGCUGCAGGCACAUCUGAACGAUGAGGGCUUUGUUGCUUUCGAUAAACUUAUCGAGCUACCCUACCUGGAUGCCUGUGUGCAUGAGACCCUUCGACUCUUCCCCCCGCUGCCGAUAUCCAACAAACUGUGUACUCGAAACAUCGAGGUGUCCAAUCGAAACGGACCUAACUUCACCAUAGAGAAGGGCACCACAGUCCUUGUACCACAUUCCUGCUUUAUGCAAGACGAUGAUUACUUCCCCAAUGCCCAGGAGUAUCAACCCGAACGCUUUCUGGAGCCCAAUGCGAUUAAAAUGUAUCGCGAUCGCGGCGUCUUCAUGGCAUUCGGCAAUGGUCCUCGCAUCUGCAUAGGUAUGCGCUUUGCUCUGGCACAGAUUAAGGCAGCCCUCGUCGAAAUUAUAAACAACUUUGAUGUAAAAGUCAAUCCAAAGACUCGCAACGAUAACAUGUACGAUCCAUUUGGAAUGAUUUCUUCCCUCAAAGGGGGCAUUUGGCUGGAUUUCACUGCUCGUCAAUAGGCGGGAUAUUCAGGUCGAACUGUGGUUCCACAUUAAACGUAAAUAAACAACAGAAAAUAGGUCCGACUAGGGGAUACCCUCAACCUUCUUCUCCCAACACCAAAUGCAGCUAUUGCUAUGCGCUCGUUAGCCCCAGAUUAACAAUUUUGUUUACCCAUUUAAUACUUAAAGGAAUAU